AUGAAGAAAGAAGCAAGCCAAGGGGCGAUGGCAGCGGGAGAGCGGAGAGUGGUGGGCGGGCAAGCUAUCGCCUCAAUCUGCUGGCUGAACCGUUGUGCGGAUCCCCGCAGCAGAGCACUGGCGGUUAGAGGUGCGGCUCCAUGCUGCACGACGACAAAUUCGACGAGCGGGAAGCCUGACAGGGUCGUGGUCGAAGGCAGAGAGGCGAGCGCGCGACGGGCGGCUCUUUCACCUCGUCCACCUGGUCUCGUCGGCAUCUCGCACUCUGACCCGCAACCACCCCCGCGUCGAACGGGACGCUCGUUCUCCCGCUCACGCGCUCGCUUCAUUGCCGCCCGGCUCUUGCGGCUCGUCGGCUCUUUCGCUUGCGAUAACUCAGACGAGGCCAGUGGGGCGCACCCAUCGUCUUCGGGACUGCUUCAACGCUCUCCCUCCUCCUCACACACUUGCAACUCGACUGCAAACAUGCCCGUCGCCGUCCCCAUUGCAUCGCACACCACCGUCCCGCUCAAGCCCAAGACGUUCACUCCUCGCUCGAAUCCACCGCACCCGCUCUCGACACUCCAGCCUGACGAGCUCCGUGUCGCCGCACGAGUCGUCAAGGAGUACAACUCGACGAAGAAAUGCCUCUUCCGUCGCAUCCUCCUCAUCGAGCCGCCCAAAAAUGAGGUCGUCCCUUACCUCGAGGCUGAGUUGGCUGGCAAGCCUCUCCCCAAGCCGCCCAUACGCAGGGCGCAAGCCCUCUUCUACUUCGCCGGCGGAACAGAGUUCAUGGAGGCUACGGUCGACAUGACUAACGCCCGCCUCCUCGGCCAACGCCACCUCGCAGGCGAGCACGGCCCUGGAGACGACGAAGAGGUGCUCAAGAUAGCCGAGAUCUCGCUCGAGUCACCGAUGGUCAAGAAGGAGCUCGAGCGCCUACAGCUUCCGGAGGGAAGCGAGGUUAUUGCGGAGCCUUGGCCCUACGGCAGCGACGAGACCGAGACGCCUACUCGCCUCUCGCAAGUCUGGUUCUUCCUCAACCACAAGGAGAACAAGGAUCACCCGUCAGCCAACUUCUACGCCCACCCUCUCGACUUCAGCUGCGUCGUCGAGAUCAGCAAGAUGGAGGUGAUCCGCAUCGACCGCCUCCCGACCGAUACGAACAUGACGAGCGAGUCGCCCGAUGCUCGUUACGUCCCGAACAAGGAUUGCGAGUAUGCGCCCGACUUGGUCGAAGGCGGCAUUCGCAAGGACCUCAAGCCGCUGCACAUCGUCCAGCCUGAAGGCGUCUCGUUCACGAUUGCCGACGACGGCGAGACGAUCAACUGGCAGAAGUGGUCGUUCAAGUGUUGCUUCGACGUCCGCGAGGGGAUGAUCUUGCGCAACGUUUGCUACGACGGCCGACCGGUAUUCUAUCGCAUGGCGCUGAGCGAGAUGACCGUUCCCUAUGGCGACCCCCGCGCUCCGCUGCACCGCAAAUCCGCCUUCGACCUCGGCGAAUGCGGCGCCGGCCAAACCGCCAACAACCUCCAACUCGGCUGCGACUGCCUCGGCGUGAUCGCCUACCUCGACGGGAUGAGCUGCUCGCAUGAUGGCGAGCCCGUCAGGAUUCCGAAUGCCAUCUGCAUUCAUGAGCAGGAUGCGGGACUUGGCAGCAAGCACACAAAUAUCCGCACGGGUCGCGCGGAUGUAACUCGUACCCGCGAGCUAGUCUUCCAGCUUAUUGUUACGGUCGGCAACUACGAGUAUGCGCUGUAUUGGAUCUUCGACACCGCCGCCGCCAUCCACUACGAGAUCCGCGCGACGGGCAUCAUGAGCGUCACGCCCGCCGAUGCGAGCGCGGACGUCUCCACACUGGGCUAUGGCAACCUCGUCGCAGAGGGUGUCUUUGCGCCUCACCACCAACACAUCUUCAACCUCCGCAUCGACCCCGCCAUGGACGACUACCGAUCCAAUGCCGUCACGUACGAAGACACGACUGCGAUGCCGCGCGAUCCGCAGACGAACCCGCAUGGCGUUGGAUUCGUUACCAGGAGCACGCAGGUCCAGCACGAGUUGGCGUUCAACCUCGACUGGACGACGAACCGGUUCGUCAAGAUGGUCAACCCGAACAAGCGGAAUCGCUUCACGAAUAAGCCCAUUGGGUACAAGGUCGUCGCUCCGCCAACCCAGCUCGGCCUCGCCGACCCGACCUCAAUGCACUACAUCCGCGGCGAGUUCACCGACCACCAUAUCCACGUCACCAAGUACGCCGACGACGAGCUCUGGGGCUCGGGUGAGCACUUGUGGCAGUCUCGUGGCGGGAAGGGGGGGUGCAGGACUUGGGCGAGUCGGGGACGCGAGUUGGAGGGCGACUCGGUGCUGUGGUUCACGCUUGGGUUUACGCACAUUACUCGCCCGGAAGACUGGCCGGUGAUGCCCUCUGAGGUCUUCAGAAUGCACUUCAAGCCCGUCGGCUUCUUCGACCAAAAUCCCGCCCUCGACGUCCCGCCCUCCAUUCAGGCGAUUAAUAAGUCGCAAUACGCCUUCCCGAACGGCAACGCGUCGCCUCCUGCGCCUACGACGAACGGCGUGAACGGCCAUGCGAAGACGAAUGGGUCAUGUUGCGGCAAGUAG
Molecule: messenger RNA, 2598 nt
Organism: Rhodotorula toruloides NP11
Lineage: Eukaryota; Fungi; Basidiomycota; Microbotryomycetes; Sporidiobolales; Sporidiobolaceae
Product: primary-amine oxidase
Exons: 10
Coding region: 1-2598 (865 amino acids)
Biological process (GO): amine metabolic process
Molecular function (GO): quinone binding; copper ion binding; primary methylamine oxidase activity
Source: RefSeq, a predicted model, not a curated record